This is a messenger RNA of Lepidothrix coronata (blue-crowned manakin), 2241 nucleotides long. It is a transcript of the gene RAD52, whose product is annotated as RAD52 homolog, DNA repair protein. Gene Ontology annotation, biological process: double-strand break repair via homologous recombination; DNA recombinase assembly; double-strand break repair via single-strand annealing. Bases 85 to 1344 code for a protein of 419 amino acids. Gene Ontology annotation, cellular component: nucleus. The transcript is spliced from 12 exons. The record is from RefSeq and is a predicted model, not a curated record. NCBI's taxonomy places the organism in Eukaryota, Metazoa, Chordata, Aves, Passeriformes, Pipridae.
GUUUGGCCGCUCUGCCGGCCCGUAGCGGCGGCGGCGCCGGGCGGGAAGUGCGAGCGGGGCGAAGGAGCGAUUCCCGGCUCAGGGAUGCCUGAAAGCCAGGGGAAAGAUGGCAAAAGCUCCAGCAGCAGCAACAGUUCCAGCACUGGCAGUUCAGGUGCUUCCUUCGGACAGUAUCACUACACAGCCAGUGAAUACCAGGCCAUCCAGCACGCUCUUCGUCAGAGGCUGGGUCCAGAUUAUAUCAGCAGUCGCCAGGCUGGAGGAGGACAAAAGGUCUGUUACAUUGAGGGUCACAAGGUCAUCAGUCUGGCCAACGAGAUGUUUGGCUUCAAUGGCUGGGCUCAUUCAGUCACUCAGCAGAACGUUGACUUUGUUGACCUCAACAAUGGCAGGUUCUAUGUGGGUGUCUGUGCUUUUGUCAAAGUUCAGCUUAAGGAUGGGUCAUACCAUGAAGAUGUGGGAUAUGGAGUCAGCGAAGGCCUGAAGUCCAAGGCCUUAUCCUUAGAAAAGGCAAGAAAGGAGGCAGUAACAGAUGGACUGAAGAGGGCACUCAAGUGCUUUGGGAAUGCUCUUGGGAACUGCAUCCUAGACAAGGACUACCUACGAGCUGUGAACAAGCUUCCACGUCAGGUACCCCCUGAGUUAAAUUUGGUCACAGCUAAAAUACAGGACUAUGAGCCUGAAAUAGAGAAAGCGAGGUACACCAGCUAUUUGGAAAGGCAGAACACAGCAGGGAGACAGCACUCUGAGGUGGCACCUCACUGGGAGCCUGGUCAGAGGGAGGCUGCUGUAGUGACAGUAGAUCAGAAACAGCCAAAUGGUCCCAGAAGAGACAGGAACACAGACUCCUUGGCUAUGGAGUGUGAUGCCACUUACCAGCGGAAAUUGCGACAGAAGCAGCUACAGCAACAGUUCCGGGAACAGAUGGAGAAAAAGCAUCAGGUUCCAGCAGUUACUCCCAACAGCAAACAGGCAACAUCUGAUCCUCCCAUAAAGCACAGCACUCCAGCAGUACAACAGGAACUAGCAAUAGAAGAGGAGUUCUUUGCAGAUGAUCCCGAACUCUGGGACAUUUCCUUGGAGAGCACUGAUCUUAAGGUAACAGGUCCCCAGGUGGCAGACCCAUCAGCAGCUGGACACCAGACACCUAAAACAGCCCACGGACCUCACCCGACGAGGACCCGUAACCGGACACCUCACAGAACGAACCACCACAAAGCCUCUGCCAGACUCGCACAACUGCAGCCACCUGCUACGCUCACGAGCAACAGCAGUGCCAGCCCAGGGUGCAGCCCCCUCAGGAGAAGUCAGAGCUUGAAGAAAAGGAGACUGGAACCUACGUAAGGCACCCAGUGGUAUCCGUACCUCCAUCACAGGACUGCAGUUGGCUUUUCAAAUUAUGUCAAAUGGACUUUGCUGCAUAUUAUGGUGAAGCAACAGAGAAGAGUUUUGUACAGCCAGCAAGAACUUCAUGUACUUUUAGGUUAUUGCAUAUUUCAGAUGCCUUUUUCUAUAAACAAGCAAUCAUUUGUGCUUCUGCAGCACUGGUGGACGGUACGUGUAAUUUGCCUGAAACAGGAACAGAAUGAAUUGUUAAAAAUGAGAUGCAAUUAAUAGUUUCUCUCUCUCUCCCUCAGUGCUACAGUUCAGCACAGAGGAAAGAGAUUUUUAGUGAAAUGGGGAGCAGGUGGGUUACGGUCAGAGGACAGAACACCUGAGCUGUGGCUGCCCAUCCGGCGAGGCUGAGGGUGUGACGCUGUGGCAGCAUCUGAGGUGCAGCCCAGCCUUUUCCCUGUGGCUGCACAAACAGGGUCAGAGCCCGUCACUCUUCCUCAGCCUAUUCCUCAGCCAUCCCAGGCAGCAGCAGCAGCACCUCCACUUCCAGCCCUGCCUGUGGCACAGGGCAGGAGCACACCAGGACUGCUGCCAGCACUGUGUGGCAUCACAGACAGUGUUUGCUCGGAUCCUUUGUGAAAUGAAUGGGAGCUGCACUUCUGUUUUUAAAUAAGCUUUCGACCCUUCUCAAUACAGAAAUAAACAUGAAAUUUGCAAAGCAAACCACGCUGGGAGCUGUUUGUGUCUCUGUGCCCUUCCAGCCUUUACAACUCGCUCCCUGUUUGACAGCCUCAAAGGAGUUAACACGUUCCAAAUGGAAGCUAAAGAGGAACCACCGCGUCUGCACAGCCUCACGUUUGCUUUAGGAUGGGCAAACAGAAAACCUCACAGGGUUUAAAGGUUAGA